AUGAAGACAACACUUGCGGAACUAUGUCCAGAUAUUUGGCAACAAAUAUUCGAAUAUUUCGAUCCUAUAGAAUUAUUUUAUAGUCUCGUGAAUGUAACUGUUGCUGCAGACGAAGUUUUAUUUAAUGAGAAUCAUCAUUUGCGCUUACAGCGUCUCGUUAUUGAUUCUUAUGUUAAAAAUCUUCCAGAAAAGCUUCCACUCGAUCGAAUAGUCUCCCUCGAAUUGCGCCAAGAUUUUUAUCUCGACAUAACUGAAGAAUGUUUAAAUGUUCGUUCACUAAAACUUCGUGGACAGCCCAUAUGGAUUUGUUGUAUGCUUCAAAAGAUAUCAUUCGCCAAUAUGAAACUUGAGGAAUUAGUCUUGGUUGUGCCUGGUAUUCGUUAUUUGUAUGCUCUAUUGGAAGGUGUUACAUCUCUAUUCUUUUUGAAUCGUUUGUCGAUUCAUGCGAAUGAAUACGAAGAAAAAAUACUAGAACGCAGCAUAUUGCGAACACCGUCGACCAUUGAAUAUUUGCGUCUGGAUACAUGCUCAUCUAUGACCUGGCAUGACUUAUCAUGCAUGCUUCCCAUUCUAUCCAACGUUCGUUCUCUAGAUAUUACUCUCUUCGAUGAGAACAAAGAUCCAUAUUUCCACUUUACUUUUCCAAAACUCUGCUACAUUUCUCUCAGAUUAGUAGAAAUUCCAUUUCAAACGGUUAUGCAGAUUGUAAAAACGACGCCUUCUCUCACGAAACUUAAACUAAAUGGUCUCACACAGACAGAAGGAUUUGUNAAGGAUCAUUCAUCCAGGAAUUUGGCGAAGCAAAAUGAUAAACUGGUCUCCAUGUAG
Molecule: messenger RNA, 828 nt
Organism: Adineta ricciae
Lineage: Eukaryota; Metazoa; Rotifera; Eurotatoria; Adinetida; Adinetidae
Source: the annotation of a GenBank genome assembly